Ctenopharyngodon idella (grass carp) is the source of this 2705-nucleotide messenger RNA. It is a transcript of the gene evi5a, whose product is annotated as ecotropic viral integration site 5a. Bases 456 to 2258 code for a protein of 600 amino acids. The record is from RefSeq and is a predicted model, not a curated record. NCBI's taxonomy places the organism in Eukaryota, Metazoa, Chordata, Actinopteri, Cypriniformes, Xenocyprididae. The transcript has 18 exons.
GGAAGCUUCGCUGUCAAAGUUUCAGAGCACUGGAAAAUGUCAACCGUGCAGUUGCUUGCUCUUGGCAGUCAAACCAGUUGAAGUCCUCCAGGUGCACAAUAUGGGGCCCAUAUUUGUCUGCUAAAAGUAUGAGAAGUUGUAAGAGGAAGUUGUUCACUCAGUCAGGUCACUUUAAAAAACAAGCUCCUGAGUCACAGGCAGAGCUGUUAUUUUGAGGAACUUUGAUCGGCCUGUGAGGCUCUGCUAUAAAGCAGCAUGUGAUUCUUUUGCUGUGUUUUUUCCACUCUGCGGUAUAUGGAAGAAACAGGUGUGACGGCCAGUGUCACUGGAAUAAAUUUGACAGAAACCAGAGGAAAGAUUUUGUGGAGACAUUUGCACCCCCAAAUGACAGGAAUCUCAUACACUGCUCACGUACUCAGUUUCUAAGAGGCCCUGCUUCACUCUGAGUGUUACAGAUGGACUCUUUGACCACACCAUCUCUGUCUCCCUCACCGGUGUCUCGGCUCAGUGCAGAGGAGAUGAAGUUACUUGCUAAACUUGAGGAACAAAACAGGCUGCUAGAGACAGACAGUAAGUCUCUCUGCUCUGUAAACGGAGUCCUGGGAAGUCCCACCUCACCUAAAACCUUCUCUUUUGACGAUGACAUAUGGGGUCAAGUCAUUAAAGAAUGGGACGACUGGAGCAAAAGAAAAGUGGGACAGAUUAAGGUGCUGAUCAGGAGGGGUGUCCCCGCUCACCUGCGGCCCGUGGUGUGGCAGCUGCUGUGUGACGCUCAGAAUGUGGCCGUGCGUCAGCGCUACUCAGAUCUGCUGAAGAGCUCGUGUCCCUCUGAGACGCUGAUACACAGAGACCUGUCACGCAUCCUCCCACAACACCAGCUCUUUCAGAAGCACCAGGACGCCACCUGCCAGGAGCCACUGCUUAAUGUGCUGAAGGCUUACUCAGUCUUAGACCGAGAGAUUGGCUACUGCCAGGGAAGUGUGUUUAUUGUAGGCCUGCUGCUCACACAGAUGGCUGAAGAGGAAGCCUUCUGCGUUUUUGUGAGGCUGAUGAAGGACUUCAGAAUGAGGGAGCUCUAUAGAUCCAGUAUGGUUGAGCUCGGCUGCUGCAUUUACCAGUUUGACUCUAUGAUUCAGGAGCAGCUUCCUGAGCUUCAUUCCCACUUCCAGACUCAGGGUUUUCACACCUCCAUGUUCUCCUCAUCCUGGUUUCUCAACAUCCUCCUGUCAUCUCUGCCUAUCACAGCUGCCAUGAGAACUUUUGAUAUCUUCAUGUGUGAGGGUUUGGAGAUUGUCUUCCGGAUUGGUUUGGCUGUGCUUCACAUGAAGCAGACAGAACUCAUCAAGCUUGAUAUAGAAGGAAUGAUGAACUGCUUGCAGAAUCUAGAAUCAUGGGAAUCAGAUCCUGAUGGGAUGAUUGAAGCAGCAUAUCAAAUCAAAUAUAACCCCAGCAGAAUGAAACAACUGAGAAAAGAGUACACCUCUAUCAAAACUAAAGAGAUGGAGGAGCAGGAGGAACUAAAUGGACUUUCCUCAGAGAACAAACAUUUAAAGCAUAGACUUGACAUUCUGGAGAAGAGGUGCUCUGAGAAACUGGUGUCACAGCUGAAGAAAGAGCUGGAGAAAUAUCUGCUAAAUGCAGCCAGGUCACAAAACGCUUUAAAGGAGAUGCAGGCGAACAUCUUGCAGAUAGAAGAGAGCAGCGCUGUGCCUGAUGAGGACAGUGUGAUGUAUCUGCAGACGGAGCUGAUCAGCUGUAGACUGCGGGAAGCAGAGGCACUUACAGAGCUCAAAGAGCUGAAACAGCACAUUAAAGACAUGGAAAAGAAAUGGCAGAGGCAGCAGGUGCAUUGUGCAGGUCAGCAGAAGGUCAGCAGUGCACAGAAUGACCUGCAGGUGGAGCUGUUGAGCACAAGACUGAAGGAAGCGCUGACUCAGGCCGCGCUUAAAGAGAGCCGCCACAGACUGCUGCAGCUGCAGACAGAGAACAAAAUUCACAGUAACCAGCUAAAGCGUACUGAAGCGCACAUAAACAGUCAGCGAGAUCAUCUACAGGAGUUGACAUCACAGAACCAAGAUCUGUGCAGCCAAUUACAACAGAGCAGACAACAGUUUUCAGCUGUUCAAUACAAGCGAAAAGAAAAGCAGGAGGAGAACAUGACCAUCAUCGCAAGUCUUCAAAAGCAGAUCACAGAGUUACAAAAUCAAUUUUGCCAACUUAUUCAGGUUUACAGUGAACCAGCUGAUGGGCCUCAUUGACUUCCAAAGCCCAUCAACUGAUUGCUUACCCAUAUUCUUCAGUCAAAACAUCUUCUUUCGUGGUCAGCAGAAGAAAGAAAUUCAUACGGGUUUGGAAAAACUUGAGGAUUCAGAGCCUCUCCAAGUGCACCACAUCAUUUUCUCAAUCCACACUAAAGUCUUCCACACCCGCCUCUCUGGAGCACAAUGACACCUAAAAAUGGACAGCUGCCCUAACAUCCCGUCAACCUGUCUCCAGAAGCACUGAGACACUGAAGAUGUUCUAUUAAGAGCGCGACCCACAGCCGCAGUGUCCACUGUAUGAGAGAGUCUUCACAGCACCAGCUGUUAAUAAUGCUGCAACACAUUAAGUGUCAUGAGCAAAGACACGCUGUGACAGUUUUGCCAUCAACACUUAAAAGUGACAAGAUUUCGUAUCCUUAAAAAAAAAAAAGAAAAAAAAAAGAA